Drosophila hydei is the source of this 620-nucleotide messenger RNA. RefSeq names its product probable 28S ribosomal protein S25, mitochondrial (gene mRpS25). Gene Ontology annotation, cellular component: mitochondrion. The record is from RefSeq and is a predicted model, not a curated record. The coding region runs from base 94 to 597 and encodes 167 amino acids. The transcript has 3 exons. Gene Ontology annotation, molecular function: structural constituent of ribosome. Lineage: Eukaryota; Metazoa; Arthropoda; Insecta; Diptera; Drosophilidae.
UUUGUGGAUAUAUCGAUAUUUGUCUAAUCGAAUUACACAAGCAAGAAUUGCACCAAAUUUAUUUUUAACUUUAUUUUAAUAAAAUAAUUCAAAAUGCCGUUUAUGAAAGGAAGAGAGCCUAUACGACGCAGCUUAAAAUAUUUAAAUGCGGGCAAGCUAGUUCUAAAGGAAAGGGUGCGUGUAUUCAGCGUCAGUUACAAUACAUAUGGUAAUCAUCACGCGGGUGCCAGGGAUUUCGUGUUUUGGAACAUUCCACAGAUACAAUUCAGAAAUCCAGAUGUACAGGUCGUCACUAUUAAGAACAUAACACCGUCACCGUUUGUGCGCUGUUUCUUUGAGGAUGGACGGGAUAUGAUAAUCGACAUAGAUUCUAAAAGUUGUGAUGAAAUCAUUGAGCACCUCACCAACGUUGUUGGAAAAACACGCGAGGAACUAGUAGCCGCGGCGCGGUUGGCAGAGAGUAAGGACAAUCCAGCUAAUUUUGGAUACAGAUGCGAACGCCACUGCAUCUGUGAAAUACCCGGUCAAGUUUACUGUCCUGGCACAGUGCCUCUCCCAAAAGAAAUUCGUGGAAAAUUUAAAUUUGCACAAAAAUAAAAGAAAACUUUUAUUAUAUCAAA